Trichechus manatus latirostris (Florida manatee) is the source of this 2297-nucleotide messenger RNA. It is a transcript of the gene GAPT, whose product is annotated as GRB2 binding adaptor protein, transmembrane. The coding region runs from base 851 to 1327 and encodes 158 amino acids. The transcript has 3 exons. NCBI's taxonomy places the organism in Eukaryota, Metazoa, Chordata, Mammalia, Sirenia, Trichechidae. Gene Ontology annotation, biological process: immunoglobulin production involved in immunoglobulin-mediated immune response; B cell proliferation involved in immune response; B cell homeostasis. Gene Ontology annotation, cellular component: membrane. The record is from RefSeq and is a predicted model, not a curated record.
AAGAACCUGGUUUAAGGUGUUUGAGUAAUGAAAAGCUAUAAGAAGCAAGUGCCUUUUUAAUUAAUCAAUGCCUUUAUAUCUUAUUAAACUCAAGUUUUAGAAAAAGAUUGCCUUAGGUAGCCAUAGAAAAAAGAAAACACAUAAACUGUUUGAGAGUGACAUUAAUGUUUUGUUACAAGUAUAUACGCUCACAAAUAUAACAUUAUGCUUCACAGCUGCCUUGUUUCCAAGCAGAAGAGCAGUAUCCAACUUAGAAAUUUCCAGAAGUUUAUCAAAGAUUUGUGAUUUUAAGACAAAUGAAUAAUUGUUAGACAACCUGUUAGAACUGCUUUGCAACACCAAAAACGAAUAGUCUUCUUCAAAACUGGGACAACUUAUUUAUAGGUGUUAUGAUUCUCUCUAGAAAUAUAAAGAUGAAAAGACUUGGUCCCUGCCCACCACUUGACCAGGCUUCUGGAUGGCAGAUCGUUCAACCCUUCUUUUCUUGAAUGCUCUGUUUUGUUAUUAUCUUCCAUUCAUUUUUGCUUCAUUUUGUGAUUCAUUGAUAGACAAGGACGUAGAAUGAAAUAAAAUUCCCUGUGAUACUGUACAGUUAUACAUUAAUGACUGUACUGUAAAAAACAUCAAAUGCCAAGAAAACCAUCUUCCUAAACUAAAUUCACUCAAUCUCUCCUCUAAUUGCAUCAGGACUUUGCCAGAUAAAGUUCUUUCAAGUCUGAAAAGGAAUUGCCUACAAACGUUUCCAGAAUUAUUUUUGAACCAUACACCACUACAAAGAAUUACAUUGGACUGUACCUGUGUAUUCAUUAAGGGCAACACCAAGCCACUAAACAAUACUGUCUGUGAAGAAAUGCUGAAAAGCUGUGGGGAUACUUCAGUGGGCUUUUCUGUAGGAAUUUUCCUAUUUUUACUAUUGCUGUUCUUUGGAAUUGGGUGUGUUUGGCACUGGAAACACCCUAACACAACCCGAUUUACCUUGCCAAAAUUUUUGCGAAGGAAAGAAAGCAAGAGAAAUGACUAUGCUAAAACACCCUCCUUCAGUCCCCAAGUUAUUGGCCUAAAGCAUAAAAUCUCAGUUCAAACCCAAGGUCACAGAUCUGCUAUGGGGAAAACUAACAUACAUGGCAACUACGAAAAUGUGGAAGCAAGACCUCCUAAAGCUAGAGAAGAAACCGAUAAGGAAAUAUAUGAAAAUACAAGGCAGUCCAAUUUUGAGGAGCAUAUCUAUGGAAAUGAGACUUUAUCUGACGAUUGCUACUUCCUGAAGCCUAGUACUUCUGCAGCUCCUCAAGAGGAAGAUAUAUAUAUUCUUCCAGAUUCAUAUUAACUUUUCAAAAUACUGGGUUUAGUUAUUGGAGGAUAAACAUUCACUGGGGCUUUUAUUGUACUAAUAUCAUUAUUAAUCAAGUUCUUCUUAUAAAAUUUAAUGGUGUCUCUUCCAUCUCCACCCCUUGGAAUCUUUUGUAUGUGUAUCACAUAGAUUAAUUCUAGAUGUCCUCUGUACCAUCUUUGCUUCUAGAUUAGAUCUGUAUUUAUAUUAUUCGUCUUUCCAAAUAUUACCUGAAUUUAUCUCUUUCUUCCAUUUCUACCACUACCAUUUUUUUUCUGGCUCUGGAUAAUUGUUGCAGCCUCUUAACUGAUCUUUCUGACUCUAGUUUCUACCUACUCUACCAAUUCUUCAUGAUGCUGCCAGAUUGUAAUCUUCAGAAAAUAUCCCCAGUGACCUACAUUAACACCUUCGCUUAAAAACUUUUAAUGCCUCCUCUUUGCAAAAGACAUAAAACCCAUAAUCCUAACUCCAGAAUUCAUGACGUUCCACAGUUGGGUCCAAUUUACUCUUCCAAUGACUCUUUCCUAGUAAUUCCUCACUUCUCUGCUUUCGUCAGAAUCAUCUACAAACCUACCAAAUUCAUCUCAACUCCACAGUUUUGCUUGUAUGCCCCCCCAAGCCUGCCUCAUACUGUAAAUUCAACAAGUCUUCUGAAUCAUUUCAAACCUACAUUUACCUUGUUUUCUUUUCUAACUUCCUGUAGUUGUCCUCUCUGCUCAAUUUCUUGGGAAUUUAAGCAUAUCAAUAUUUGCUAUAAUAUUUUAUUACUAAAUGUCAUAUGAAAAUGCCUUAAAUUCUCAGCUAAGUAAUAAGGAACUGCCUCACAUUCAUAUUUUUAUCCCCAAUGCCUAGAUCAUCAUAUGCGGCACUCAAUACUUAUUGAAUUGACAUGAAUUGGAUUGUACAUUUUGCUAAGUAGCUUUGAGACAAAAUCUAAUAAAUUCAUUCAUUACUCAUCCAUCCAAGC